This is a messenger RNA of Schistocerca gregaria, 11844 nucleotides long. RefSeq names its product breast cancer type 2 susceptibility protein homolog. Lineage: Eukaryota; Metazoa; Arthropoda; Insecta; Orthoptera; Acrididae. Bases 366 to 10919 code for a protein of 3517 amino acids. The record is from RefSeq and is a predicted model, not a curated record. The transcript has 16 exons. Gene Ontology annotation, biological process: regulation of DNA-templated transcription; double-strand break repair via homologous recombination.
AUAGUCUGUAUUAUGUUGGCGAUAAAAGUUGCUUAUCUUCGUGCAGAGAUGUUACGCGUAUAUGGCGCGAAUAAAUUGAAAUGUUAUGUAUAGAUGAAAUUGCAUAAGAAACAACAUUUGAUUCGUGUAAUUUGUAAAUAUUGUACGAUUUUGAUUUAAUAAUUCAAGUUUUAUGUUGCUAUACGCUAGGUAAUCGUGUGCGUCAGUGUAUGUGUGAUGAAACUGAGAGUAUAAACGAAGUUUUGCAACAUUGUUUUUCUUUCCUGUUCUAAUUUAGUAUGACAUUUUCAAGCCUUAUUUAGUUUUUAAAUAUUAGCUUCAGUAGGAAUAAUUUUUUCUGAAUAAGUGCUGCAAAACCAUUUUACAUGACGAAUGCCUUCCUUGGGCUUAAUGACAUUCAGAAACUUAGUGGCGACGGCGAAGACGAAGAAAAUUACGGUCGGUGUGAAAGUCCAGUGUUAAGUAAGAUUUAUCAUCGAUCUCAGCAUUCAACCAAGGAAAUGACGCCAGAUGACCCCGACUUGUUGGGAUCAGCACGCGAAGCUCUGACACCCCUGCUGGCGACACCACAGCCACUCACAGGGCAUGAUCCAGCAGCAGCUGUUCCUGUUGGGCUACCUGCAGUUAAUCCAUCAUUUUCCGUAGACACGAAUCUCAUGCCGUGUACAGCGAAGAUCCCAGAAUCUUUAUGUGACUUGCUCAAUUUUGAGAAUACAUCAUGGACAAGUUCUUUGGCUACUCCGCAUGGACAAAAUGUAACUUAUUCUAACCUCAACACAGAAGAGAAGAAAGUAUUGGUCUCUAGCAAACCUGUCCCUCGCACACUUUUCACACCAGAGGUGAAGGGGGAACAAUCACAAAACAACCUGAGUGAGUCUUUGAUGGAAUGCAGUGAAGUACUUCACAGUGUGAAACCUAAAAAAUUAUGCAAAGCAUAUAAAGAAUUUUGUACCAGUGAGAUUUUGUCCUCAAAUGACACUUUGCAAAACACAACAGUAUUAACUGGUAUAGAAAAGUAUUCAGACAUAUCUCUUGCUUGUAGCACAUCUGCAAAGGAGCCGUAUCUGGUGAGGGAAGUGCUUGAUUUGUUGGUAUCUCCAGUAACUGUUUCUAGGCAGAAGACUUGCUUGAAGUCAGACCCAUUAUCGGAAACACCACUGCACAAUGGUAACCAUAAACAUGUCCAUGAAUUGGGGAAGUUAUCCAAGUUUAGACCGAAAGCAAAAAGACUUUUUCGCAAAGGGAACAAAAUGUACCCCGAUAGGAAGAGUGACACUACAGUUAACGAAGAUCAGAAUAAAAGUGAUACUGAUGAUGGUCCCACAGCAAAUAUGUCUAAAGAGCUAUCAAAAAGCCCAAAUUUGAGUGGCACUUUUAUUUUUGAAAGCCCUGUUUCACCUGUUAUUAAAGCAAAAGCAGAUGAGAAGCAACAGAAAGAUGGUGUCACGUUUUUUUCUCCAGUGUUACACAAAACUCAGGAGUUUUUACAUGACUUUUCAUUUAGCACUCUUGAAGAAGUGUGCCAGGCAUCUGAAGUCUUAGCUUCAGGUUGUUGCUCUCCAGUUGAAAACUGUGAAAUUUCUGAUAACUUUGUAUCACAAAAAAGGGAGCCAUGUAGAUCCCAGAGUGUAUCACCAAUUGAAUUUGAAAACAUUUCAUCUAAUAGCAGUAGAAUGGUUGUGAAUAAGACUUCAACUCCAAUCCACUCUGAAAGAAAUAAAAAAGUUUGUGCAAACAAAAAGAAAAUUAAGUUUCUUAAUGUUCACAAGGGACAGAAGUAUGAUCCUUCUGUCUCAGGAUUUCAAGAAAAAUUAGACUUUCUUUGUAAACCUCAGGUACCUUCUCAGACAUCCAAUAGAGCUGAACAGUUUACAAAAUAUGAAAAAGACCUUCAACAGUGCAAUAGUACUUUAAUAAAUAACUGUGUUGAAUGUGACAAUGUCAUACCAGAUAAAACAGAGUCACUGAGGCAUCGUGUAGUUUCAGUUAAGUCCAGUCUGAAGCAAAAUAAGAAGUUUGCUUAUAUUUCAAAACUGGGAACAUGUAACACUGUAAACAUUACAAAAUUUCCUUCUGUUGAUACUGUUCUCAGUAAUAUGCUACAGUCAGCUGAAGCUUUAGAAGCAAUCAACUGCUUUCAGAAUGAAAAUAUCAGCACUUCCUUAAAGAAAGAUUUGGAGCAAAUCUCUAGGAAAGAGACUGAUUUUCUACCAUUUAGUGAGUGGAAUUUGACUCCUGCAGGCCAACAGUCGGCUGUCGGAAAUUUUGCGAACACUUAUAACUCACUGAAAAAAUGUAACACUUCAGAAGAAGAAUCAAAAGGUAAUUCAGAUAAUGCUUUUCAUAAAACUUUGGGAAAUAAUACUAUCGCUAAUGGAAGAAAAAGGAAAAGCGGUAGUCGUGGAACUCUGGGAGACGAGAGUAUUGCAAAGAGAACAUGUAUUGAGGAAGUUAAAAGUAUGCAAGUAGCAAAUGUGUUCAAGAAGCCUGUUUCUAAUAACCUGCAACCAUUCGUCUCAGACACACAGCUGAAUGUAGUCUUUGAUAAUGUUGAAGCAAUAGUUGCUGAAUUCAACAAUAAGUCUGAUAUACUUGGAACAGUUGGCAGAGCUUGUAAUACACAGAACUUGAGCAGUUUGCAUACAGAAAACAAAUGCCCAUCCAGUUUGCUGGAAAAUAUAAAUGCCCUUCCUGGUGAAAAUUGUGUUGAUGAAGAAAAUAUUAGUGCAGAGGAAAAUGAUUUAAAUGAUGGCAAAAAUAGAAUAGAAUUAUUUAAUAUGGAUAAAAAUGAAAUAAAUUUGCUACAGAAUCCUAUAGAAUUAAAGACUCAAAGUCAUUGCAGUCUGAAACGUAACCGACCUGAUUCUGAAACAAGCAUUGAAAGCUCAAGGAAUCUGGAUAAGAAAUUAAAAAAAGAGCUCGAUGCUUCUGAAAAUAUUUCUUUGGACAGAGGAUAUACUAAAACUAAUCGUCUUAUAAAACGGCCUGAAGUAAAACAGAAAAUUCCUAAAAUCUGUCAAUUCAAUUAUCAUGAAAUUGAAGAAAUUGGUUCAGAGGAGCCUGCUGCUGAAGAAUAUAAUGAAACAAGUUUCCUCAAGUCACACCAACAUAUUUUUGAUAGCAGUUUUACAGCUGCAACUCAAAAGACAACAGAGCUUUUCGGUAAGAAGGAACAAAUGAAAGGAGAAGCUUUGCUUAGGUGCAAGCAGAAAAAUUCCGUUGAAUGUAAGAUCACUGAUGAAACAGAAAAGGAGAGUAGUCUGAUAGGUUCUGCACGGUAUCUCUUAAAAAAUAUGACUGAAGAUAGUGUUGAACAUGCAUGUUACACAGAAUAUAAUAAAAGGGAACCAGGUCACUUCAGUAUUAAAUCAGAAAGUAACAGUAUUAGUGAAAAUGAGUCUAGUCACCAAGAAUCUCAUAUGGGGAACAUGACCCAAGUAUUCCAGAAGAAAUAUGAUAUGGUGAUCUCCCCUACAAUUUGCAAUGCAGGAUCUCACAGCUCAAAAAUUCAUGUGGACAGCAAUUCUUUGAAUGAUAAUUCGAAGGAAAUGUGUAAAAUAUCAGCAUUUAACUAUGGGAAGCAUUGUGAGAAAAUUCCUAGUAGUGAUGAAUUUUUACAGACUCAAACUACUGUUACAUUAUCUUCAGUGGACAAUGGAGAAAAAGGGUUGUGUGCUCAGAAUGAUACUUUAAAUAUUAAGGUUUUAGACACAUCUGAUUAUGGAGUGUCUUUUACAACUGCCAAAGGAAAGAAAAUUGAAAUGUCAAAAGAGUGUCUGGAUGUAGCUUGCAAUUUGUUUAGAGAUAUUAUUGAACCGAAUAUUGAACAAACUGAUGGGCAGGUGAUGUGUACAACACCGCAAAAGGGUUUGAUAGAGACAAUUACCAUAAGAGAAGGAAAUAAAACAAAACAUAAAGUGUCAGUGAAUAAUGACACAAAAAAUUGCAAAGGAAAUGGCGUAAAAAGUGACAAUUCAGAAUUGGAAGCUUCCAGAAUUAAAUCAGUAAAUGUUGUAAAUAGCAGUGAUACACUUUCAGUACCGUUGCAGGUUGGGUUUUCCACUGCAAGUGGAAAAAAGUUCACAAUUCCUGAAAAAUCCGUCCAGAAAGCUAGGCAUAUGUUUCAGAAUAUGAUGGAGCUAGAAGCCACAGGAGAUGAUACUCUACUUAAAGACUAUGAUGUGUUCGGUGUAGCAAAUACUAAUACAGUUUCCUCAUCCAACAGAAAUUGGACUAACUUUCAAAGAUGUAGUGUAGUGCCUGAAAAGGCUAUGCACAUAACAAGACAGUUUCAAAGGAAAGUGGAGAAUGCUGCAGAUUCUUCUUCCAGUGGUGAAACGUUGCAGUACUUCAAAAAGCGAGAGUUUGUUAGAGUAAAUAAUACUGUGUCAUCAGAAUUCCCCAGGGAUGUUUGUGAUGUAGCGGAUUCACACCUCAGCAUGUUGCAAAUGCAGCUGGAUGGAACAAAGAAACAGUCUGUAAAAUUUAAAAUAAAUAGUUCUACAAGUAAUGUGACUGAUGAUAAACAAGAAGAGGGAAAUAUUUUGGCACAGGUAAGUGAGUCAAGUGAAUCAUUACUAGAAAUAGACAGUAUUCCUGCUGAUAAAACUGAAUUGGAUGUGACGAGUAAAACAGUUGAAAGUGGAUUUAUAACUGCUGCAGGGGGAAGACUUUUUAUCCUAGAGAAAGGGGUACAUAAAGCAAGGAAAAUUUUUUCAGACAUUGAGUCACAAUUUUCCAGUGAAAGUAAAGAUUGCAAUAGCAGUAUAGAAAGAUCAACAGAGAGUGCUUAUGAAGGGGAUAAUGAGCCCAAGUACAUAAUGUCCACUGAUGUUAAGAGCCCUCUACAAAAGAGUUCUUCACAUAAAACUAUGAAGGCUCUGUUAGGUACUCAAGGCAACAAUAAUUUGCUAAAUAGUGAAUGUGAUACCACUUGUAAUGUAGCUGGAAGUAUGUUAGAGAAUACUAAAACUAAAUUUGAAUCUACCUACAUGACUUGUGCUGAAAGUGAUGCCACUUUGUCAAAGUCCUUAAAGGUGGAAGCUAGUACUAAGUAUCCAGAUAAUUGUCACAGAAUACAGACAGAAGAUGCAAGUGCUGAAUUUUAUAAAGGUCUAGAUAGUGAGAGUAAUUUAAAUAGAGGAUUUAUGACAGCUGCUGGAAAAAAUAUUACUGUAUCAGCUACUUCUCUGGACAGAGCAAAGAGUAUGCUGUCAGACAUUUCUGUGAUGAAUGAGGAUGAUUGCAAAAACAUUAUUGUGCAAGUGAGGAGAAGAGAUUUGAAAGAUUCUCCCAUAUAUGAGGAAAAGAACAAAUGCAAUGUGUUAAGCAAGCAACAUAUUAAGAAAGCUCUGACAGAGCAUAAAGAAGAAAGGAAGAGAGGAAGAAAAGUCUCACUAAUGGUUCGUAAUUUGUCUGAGUCUUUGAAUAAAUUGACUGUACCGGAAACUGUGGGACAAACUGAUCUCGGAGCAGAGAAAUGCUCAGAAGAUAUUUCUGCAGUGCCAGUGCAGGCAUUCAAGAGUUAUUUCAGUUGUGGUUUUCAGACUGCUGCCAGUAAACCGCUUGAAAUAUCUCUUGCAUCCCUUAACGAAGCAGAGGAAAUGUUUCAUGACGUAAUGGAUACUGUUGCUGAGGAACAUAAUCACACUGCUGUGGCACAGAGAAAAAAGGAGAAUGAACUGUUCAAGAAAUCUCAGCAAAAUGCAGAAACUAUUUUACCAUUGGUUGAGAGGAAUAUUAGUGUGCAUGAUGAAUCUGUGAAAACACUGGACACUAUGUAUGUGGCAGAAAGAAAACUGGGAACAAAUGUGUCACCUGAAAAAAUUGAUACAUUCAAUUUUGCUGCUGCUAGUGGCAGAGAUGUUGAAAUUCCACAACUUUCAGCACAAAAAGUAAAGAACACAUUGAAGGCACCAAGUAAUUUUGUUCCUAAGGAAGCAAAUAGAAUCACAACAGAUGAUAUUUGUGCAACAUUUUCGGAUAAAGUGGAAAAGGCAUUAUUAAAUGAGACAAUAUUAAUCGAGCAAACAUCCAACAUACAAUCUGAAAAGGAAAUUAAAACUUUUGACAAUGAAGAAAAUUUUGUCCAGUGCAAAAGAUUGAAAAUGUGUGGUGGUUUUUUUACAGCUGGUGGUAAAAAGGUCGAUGUUUCUGAUGAAAGUCUAAAGAAAGUCCGAAAUCUGUUUUCUGAUAUAACAGAAAAUGUCGAAGAAACUACUUUCACUGUAGGGAAUAUGGAGGAAAAAGAGACAGUUGGUGAGUCCGCUUCUAAGGGACAAGAUGUAAUCUUCCAUGGAAAAGUGCAAAACUUAUCACAAGACAAGGAUAUGGAAAUAGAGAAAAUAUACGAGACUAAAUCUAAAAAUGAAGUUCAAAUUCUUGACAAAAAAGAAAGCUCUGUGGAUUGCAAAAGUCUGUAUAUAUGUGGUGGUUUUCUAACAGCUGGUGGUAAAAAGGUGGAUGUUACAGAAGAAAGUCUCAAAAGAGUCAGAACUCUUUUUUCUGAUAUAACAGAAGAUGUUGAAGAAACUACAUUAACUGUGGAGAAUUUGAAGGCAAAACAAGCAAUUGAGAUGUACACUGAUAAAGGAAGGGAUCGUGUAUCCUCUGGGAAAGUGAGAAAAUCAUCACAAGAGAGGGCUAUGAAAAUCACGAAAAUAUCUGACACUGAAUCUGAAAAUGAAGUUCAAAUUCUUGACAAGGAAAAAAAUCCUGUAAAUUUCAAAAAACUUAGCGUGUGUGGUGGUUUCAGUACUGCCAGUGGGAAAAAAAUUAAUGUUUCAGAAGAAAGUUUGUCAAGAGUCACGAAUGUUUUUUCUGAUAUAACAGAAAAUGAAAAUAAUACUUUUACAGUAGGGAAUAUGAAGGUGAAAGAAGCACAUGAAGCGUAUUCUUCCAAGAAGAAAGAUAUGAUGUCUGUUGAGAAAGGGAAAAAGUUGUCACUGAACAAGAAUGUAACAACCAGGAAAAUAUCUGACAGAGAAUUUGAAAAUGAAGUGAAUCUGCUUGACACAGAAGAGAGUUCUACCAAUUGCAAAAGACUAAAUAUAUGUGGUGGUUUUGUUACAGCUGGCGGUAAAAAGGUGAGUGUUUCAGAAGAAAGUUUGGUGAGAGUCAAGAAUCUGUUUUCUGAUAUAACAGAGAAUGUUGAAGAAACUGCAUUGACAUUAAUGAUUGUGAAGGGAAAAGAAGCAACUGAGAAAUACAGUGUCAAGAAGAAAGAUGCAGUAUGCCUUGAGAAAGUGAAAAACUCAUCACCAGACAUGUGCACUGGAACUAUGAAAAAAUCAGAAACAGAAUUUGAAAAUGAAGUGAAUCCACUUAACGAGGAAAAGAAUUCUGUCAACUGCAAAAGACUAAAUGCAUGUAGUGGUUUUGUUACAGCUGGUGGUAAAAAGGUGGAGGUUUCAGAAGAAAGUCUGGUAAGAGUCAGAAAUCUGUUUUCUGAGUUAACAGAUAAUGCCUUAGAGAAUAAACUGACUGUAGAGCAUGUGAAAGGAAAAGAAACAACUGGAAAUCAGUCUCUUAAGAAAAAAGGUGCAUUAUCACAUGAGAUAGUGAAAAAACGACUAUCAGACAGAACUACUGGAAGCAAGAAAAUAUCUGAUUCAGAAUCUGAAAAUGAAGUAAGGCUGUUCGAUAAGAAACAAAAUGUUAUAGGUAGUGAAAGGAUGAAAAUGUAUGGUGGUUUUGUCACAGGCUGUGGUAAAAAAGUGGAGGUCUCUGAAGAGAGUUUGAUGAAAGUAAGAACUCUUUUUGCCGACAUAACAGAUAAUGAGGAAAAUUCAUCUUUGGUUUCAAGGAAUGUAGACAGUUCCCCAUCAUAUAUAAACAAAGCCUGUAUUACAAACUUCGAUUGUCUCCAGAAUGAAUUUGUAGGUAUGGAAACUCAUCUUCAGUCAGCAUAUCGGAAGCCUACUGCUACUAGCUCCAAAGAAACAGUAAUUUCAGUUUUAGAUAGAAAAAACUAUAUUUCUGGCACUUCAAACAAGCCACAUGGUAAUGCUUUUGCAGAAAAUAUGUUGCAGCACAAUGUGAAGGUUAAUGUAGCUAAUAAACUGAGAAUCCAAAAACAUGAAACCACUUUGACACAGGAAGUUUCAGAAAGUACAGCAGCCCUUCUUCUAGAUGAUGAUUUUAAGAAAGAAUUAGAAGAAUCAGAUUCCUCAUGUUUCUCUGUGUUAACAGAAAGAAGCUGCUCUCCAGAUUUGUCUGUUACUAUGGGAAGUACCACCAGUACGGACAGAGAGCCAGGAAGUCCAGUUAUUGGCUCAAGGAACAAAUGCAACCGAUCAAAUAAAGUGCUUGUACGCAAGAACACUUCAGCAAAGAGAGCUGAAAGUGUCACAGCAUCAGUGAAGAAGGUAUGUGACCAAUCACAAUCUGAAGAUAAGAAGAAUAAUAUUCCACCAUUCAUACCAGAGAUAAAUGGUAGACAGAAGAGAUGCAGCUCUGUUAAAAAUAAUGAAUUGCAUAAAAUGCAUUGCAAGUCUAAUACAAAUCUGAAUGAAAAUGCUGGUCUCGAAAAUGACAGAGAACCACCAGCUGCGAAGAUCAAAGCGUCUAUCGUCCCAUCACCAGGAAGUUGGUUGCAGCUAAGAAUGACAAGCCAGAAACGGUGUGUUAAGUGGAGAGACUUUUCUGGUGGCAAUGCUCCAUCCCAAUUUACAGAAUCAGAACUUCUUCAGUUUGGAGUGAAAAAAUCUGUAAUAAAUGUGACAUCCAAAACAGCUGAAUUUUUUAAAUUUUCUGCUCAUGAUUUUUACAGGGAAGAAGACUGUCAAACUCUUCAAGCUACGGAUGAUACAUCUUUGGAAUUUGAUUUGGAUGGGUUUGCUGGUGUGCAAGAAGUGGAACGAGCUUUUGUAACUAGUCCUAAUGUGGACAAAUCUCUAAUACCUGCUGGAUGGAUUCAGAACCAUUAUCGCUGGAUUGUCUGGAAAUUGGCUGCAACAGAGAGGAGCUUUCCCCAUAUUUUUGCUUCAAGAUAUCUGACUCCUCGUGUGCUGCUUCUGCAACUGAAGUAUCGUUAUGACCGUGAAAUCGAUAGGUGUCAGCGAUCUGCUUUAAGGAGAAUCGUGGAGCACGAUGAUGCGCCAGGCAAGCGUAUGGUACUUUGUGUUGCAGAUGUAAUCAAGCAUGAAGCAGCACAGGAAGAAAAUGGAAAAGAAGGAAAUAGACAGUGCUUGAAAAUGUGCAACUAUGAAUUGGAACUGACUGAUGGUUGGUACAGCAUUGGGUGCACUGUUGAUAUGGAAAUGUGUCACUUAAUAGAAGCAGGCCGUGUUGCAGUUGGUACUAAGCUAGUAACCCACAGUGCAGAGCUGGUCAACUGUGAACAGCCUUGUUCACCAUUGGAGGCAGGACCCAAUGUUAGAUUAAAAAUCCAUACAAAUUCAACAAGAAGAGCACGUUGGGAUUGCAGACUUGGGUUCUGUAGACAGCCUGGUCCUUUGCCUGUCUCUCUCAGUUCACUGAAACCUGCUGGUGGUGUCAUCAGUUGUGUUUCUGCUGUAAUUGCUCGAGUCUAUCCUGUUGUAUAUAUGGAAAAGGGCCCUGAUGGAAAGGCAGAAUUUUAUUCAGCAAAGCAAGAGGCACUUCGUGCUUCAAAACGAGAGCGACAGUGGCAAGAGCAUAUAGAAAAACUAUACAGCCAGGAACGUGCACAAUUGAGUCAGAUAGAAUGGUUCAGUGCCUGCAGCCAACAAAGUAAAAGCAAAGGGAAGAAUAAACAACACGUAACAACUCCUACGCGACAACAGUUAGCUUCUGCUACAAGCGCUGAAGACCUUUGCCAGUUACUUUUCAACGCACCUGAUCCAGCGUCACUUCAGUCUUUAUUGACUGAGGAGCAGCAAAAUGCUGUUGCUAACUAUCAGCAGAUGCGCCACCAGCAGUUGCUACAAGAACUGGAAUCAAGAGUUCGCAAGAGAAUAGAAGAAGAAAGAAGUGUGACUUCAUCAUUAGCGCUACUGAAGGUUCGCUGUCUGGAUGCUAAAGACUGUUCUGCUAGGUCAGCAGUUCUUUCCAUUUGGCGCCCUUCAGAAGAUCUCUUAACACUGUUCCAGGAGGGUAGUGUAUUGAAGAUAUUUAGCAUCACUGCCAAUGGAUUAAGGAAUGGAGACUUGCAACUUUCUGCGUGCCGCCAGUCUCGUUAUCAGCCACAACCUAGUCACCUUCCAGAAGAUUUCCCAGCCAGAUAUGCAACACCAUUGUCUCAGGUGUCUAGUGGCAAUCUUCAUGCGCCAUUUGGGGAAAUGGACUGUGUUGGAGUUGUUGUACAUGUCGCUCCUCUCUCUGGAAAUUACCAGACAGUCUACCUAGCUGAUGCAGACAUGGAUAUUGUGGGCAUUUCUUUCUGGAAUGGUCUUAAGGGUUCAGGUUGGGAGGAUAUACUUCAGCAGAAGGCUUUAGUGGCUUGUAGUAAUCUACAAAGUCGUGUGGGUGCUGCUGUUCACUGGAUACCCACAACAUAUGCCACAGAAUUUUCAAUUUUUUCGCAACAUCCUCGUCAAAAGCACCUCAUUGCAGCUCUUGACUCACUGAGAAGUAAUCUUAAUAUGGAUAUUGACAAUUUUUCAUAUACUUGUGAAGGAAUUGUUUUGUCAUUCCUAAAUGAGAAUUUUGUGACUCCAGUGAGAAAUGCAUCUCUUAAUGUGAGACAAACAAAACCUUCAACAGCAGAAUUAUCACAGCUAAGUAAACCAGCUGUUACACCAGAAUUGAGUGAAAAAGUUCAGCGUAGGCUGUUCAAGCUGGAACAGUAUGGCGAACCUCCCAGUCUCUCACCAUUGGCUCUGACCCCACGAAGUCGUGUGCUCAAAAAGAAUUUCCAUGUGCCUCUGAAGACUGAUCAGACAGCAGAGUUAUCUUGUGAUGAUAGUCCUCCAAUGAGCCUUGACUCCGAUGGUACUUAAGUAGUCUUUGAUUAAAAGAAUUAUGUGAUAGUGUGGCUUUUUUUUUUGUAUAAGGCAGUGUUCAGUGCCAUUGCAAAAGUUCAUUUAUUUUUCAGGGACCUCAUAUUGAAAAGAACGUAAUUUUUGUUAUAGUAGAAGAUAAUAUACUGUUUUAAAGAAACAAAAUGUAAUCUUUUAUCACAGUCAUUUAACAAGCAGGUAAAUUCUUUUUCAUGCUGCUGAAAUAGUGCUACCAUAAAAUUAUGUAUAUUUCUAUAUUUCUUGGUAUCCAAGAAGAUUAGUAUGGCAGAUUGAUAUAUUAUUGUUUUAUGUAUAGUGUAAGAAGUUUAUUUUAAUAGCAUCGUUGAUGCACAGAAAAGUACAAAAAUGAAUGCACCAUUAUUUGAGAAUCACAUAGAACUGAAGAUGACUUCUUUAUGAGGGACCAUGUUGGACAAAGCUCUUGAAGCAGCUAUACAUUUUUUCUGUUCCCUUAUCAUAUAAAAGUCUGUAGCUUUUUAAAGUUCAUGGUGUGUUAACAUCUGUACGAACUGCUGAAGUUUCAAACCAACUCUACUUAACUGUUCAAGUAAACAAACACAGUUUUGUAUGAAGGAUUUGUUAGACACUGCUUACGGAAACACAAAGUUCCUGAUAUCAUUAUUUUUUUCUGUAGUUGUGGAUGGUGCUUCUAAUUAAGUUUUAUUGCCCUUUAUUAUAAUUAGGAAUGUAAAAAAUCUUUGUUGUAGCUGUGAAACACUAAUCCAGAGAUACUAUCGUACUGUAUUGAAUAACAUUUGUGUGAUUUUUGAAACCAGAAAACUUUUAAGUAAAGUUGAAACUGAUAGGUUUAUUGUAACUUUUAAUUAUCUGUGAUAUCUUUGAUAGUAGUGUUUUGUCUGUGUAUGUGCAGCUGCACUGAUUGUGAUUUUAAUGUAUGGUUAAU